Messenger RNA from Hyposmocoma kahamanoa, 2476 nucleotides. RefSeq names its product homeotic protein labial (gene NK7.1). Gene Ontology annotation, molecular function: RNA polymerase II cis-regulatory region sequence-specific DNA binding; DNA-binding transcription factor activity, RNA polymerase II-specific. The record is from RefSeq and is a predicted model, not a curated record. The transcript is spliced from 5 exons. Bases 543 to 2258 code for a protein of 571 amino acids. Gene Ontology annotation, cellular component: nucleus. Lineage: Eukaryota; Metazoa; Arthropoda; Insecta; Lepidoptera; Cosmopterigidae. Gene Ontology annotation, biological process: regulation of transcription by RNA polymerase II; cell differentiation.
CCCGCUCCGAACGCGCUCUGGCGGCUUUUGGCAUCCACCCACUCGCUGUUAGGCUCUGCGCGUUGUUGCCAGUCUACUGUCGACAUUGCCUGGCUGGAACACGCAUGUUCGAUUCGGCACUCGCGAUAACACGUUUCUCCGAAUUGACAUUGUUCGCGCCACAUUAAAGUUGAUACCUUAUUGACACGAAUUGCUUUUUAUUGGACUCUCAAAUUUACUGUGUUUAACAAGCUUAUUCUAAAGUGACUUUAAAACUUUUAUUUAACUUCAGUGGUCCUGUGAAGUUUAUUUGAAUUGGAAGUCGCGUCGAUACCUACCGGACUGGUCGGCGAGGUGAGACAUCAAAAUGAGACGAAAAGCCUUGAGGGUACCUGUCAAAAUGGAAGCGUCUCAAAACAUCGCCACCAGACUUCAAAGCUCGUUCUCUACAUCAAACGCGUUCAGAGGAACAUCAAUCUAAAGAGGCUAUUAAAACCCAAUUCAAUCAUAAAAACAAACAUGACAGGCUAUUUCUGUACAACUGUGGUUGAAUAAUUUAACACAUGAGUUUUGAACAAAACCACGUCGGUACUGGGAGAGUGAGUUUUACCACAUAUCCAAUUUCUACUUCAGUGAUGCAGCCUAUCAAUAAUUUCGUACGGCAGGGACUUCUGGACCAGGCCGAGACACGUCUUGGCGAGUUACGGCCUAUUUAUCAGCCCGAUAUUUUACAAGUUCCCUACUACAAUUAUGCUGAAAAUCCACUACCACCUUUCGCUCUUCCCACGGUACCGAUGGCACCAGCUUUACCCGGAAUGACAGCCGUAGAAGAAGAAAAGAUUGACGUAGGAGUUGAAGAAAUCAACCCGAGUGGGAUGAUUGUAGCCAACACGGUUGAGAAUCCUGUCACGUUAUCACCCCAGCUGGAAUUUAGCCUUAGGAUUAAUUAUCAAUUGCAAGAGUAUCACGCGCAGCUUAUGCGUUUGCAUGAAGACGUCCUGCGCAAGGCUCAGGAAGCCAACUGGCAACGCUAUAUUUAUGAAAAUAUUCCACAAGGGCAUACGGCUCAUUCUAUUGACAAAAUUUUACACCUGCCUACAUUCAUCGAUAAAAAUAGGCCCUACCAUACUUAUCUCCAACAAACCCUCAUACAAGAGGAACAGCAGAGGUCGGCAACUAGCAGCGAUCCGAUGAUCAAUGUAAACAGGAAGCUCGAGUUAAAAAGUCCUUACCAAAUACAAAAUGUACAAGAAAAGGGCCUGCAAACGGAUUUGCCAGAAAGAUCGCAAGAUAUAGAUAACGAGUAUAAAAAUAACCUCCAGGUGCAGCUGGGCCAAAGAAGUGCACCAAAGCCUGUAGAUCUUGUGUUAUACAAUCCUGCACCACAACCGUUGCCUCCUACACAAUAUACAUAUCAAAACUAUGACGAGCCUCUCAAUUUGGCCAUGCCGAAGAAAUCUGAUAUGUCCGAAUGGGGGCUUGCUACUCCACCAGCACCAGCUCACAGCAAUACGUCAGCUUCUGAACAGUUCCAAACAGUUGUUCCAGACCCGAAGCUUGUUAAGCGCAAGAAGUCCACUGAUGACGCACGCUCACCUAUUGGUGGUGAAGGUUCAAUGACAAGUGAGGAAGGGGAGGAUUCUGGUGCAGGGCGCCGAAAGAAGGCACGGACCACUUUCACGGGCCGACAAAUCUUUGAACUAGAGAAACUGUUCGAAGUGAAGAAGUACCUUUCCUCUGGUGAACGAGCCGAAAUGGCAAAGAUGCUUAAUGUCACCGAGACACAGGUAAAAAUUUGGUUCCAAAACCGCCGAACCAAAUGGAAAAAGAAGGAUCGCAUAUCGAACGGCGAGGUCGCCGAAUUCAGAAACCAAGGCAAAUCGUGCAACGAGAAGAAACAGCCACAACAGCAACAUACGACCCCAGAGGAAACUUCGAAAUUGAACCAACCUCUCCAGUCCUACCAAGACCUCAACCCUUCUAUUAUUACCCAUACCCAAUCUACAGGUUUCAAAAGAAAUACAACGAGAAUAUUAUGCGAGAAAAUAAAAAAUUCUAAGCAUGUCCAACCUGUAAGCCAAAACAUAAUGCCAAAAAUACGUAAAAAUAAUAAUUUAGAGACGACAGACGAUAUAGAAACAAAAAUAAUAAUAUCGAAAAUAACUAACAAGUUAUUGAACACUGCCAUUAACGAGGAUAGUGGUAGGGUGACAGUAAAAAGUAUGAAUCCGGAAAUCAGCAACAUUGAAUCUUCUAGCAAAGAUAACAUUGAUGUGUAAAUCUCAAACGUUCAUAGUCAUUUAUUUAUUUUUAAUCUUACUUUAUUAGAUCUAACUUUCAAUUCAAACGAUUUUUUCAGUUCUCAAAUAAUGUAGGUAUUCUUUUAGUCUUAAUACGUAAUCUUUUAAGCGUUAAUUUCCUAUUAAUGUAUAAUAAUUUAAAACGUUUUUUUAAUGUCGCGAGUUGAGGCUGUAAUUUUUAAUGGUCCAGGUAAGUC